Molecule: messenger RNA, 815 nt
Organism: Phoenix dactylifera (date palm)
Lineage: Eukaryota; Viridiplantae; Streptophyta; Magnoliopsida; Arecales; Arecaceae
Biological process (GO): fatty acid biosynthetic process
Cellular component (GO): mitochondrion
Molecular function (GO): acyl binding; acyl carrier activity
Source: RefSeq, a predicted model, not a curated record
UGCGACCGUCGAUCCAUGCACGGACUGCUGCGAUUGCAAACAGAGAACUGCGUUGAUGAGCCCGGCCCAUUGACGCGAGAAACAGAGAUCGAAAGGUUCGUAGUUUGUUUGAUUGGUCGGACGGUCAGAAUUUCAGGAAGGUACACGAAUCUCCAAGCCAAGGCCUUCGUUCGGCCGAUAUCAUUAGCAGUGGUCCGGGCUGAGCUCCGAAUUCACGACCGAUCGAUCGAGAUGCAAGCGGCGCGGAACGCCAUCCGUCUCAUCAGGUCGUUCCCUCCUCGUCCUCCGCCGCCGGCGGUUGGCGGUGGAGCGGCGGGAUUCUCGCAGUCUUCGGCGGCGCCGGCGGCGGCCGUGUUCUUGGACAAGCAGGACAUCGCUGAUCGCGUCGUCCAUCUCCUCCGAUCCUGCCCCUUCGUCGAUCCCUCCAAGGUGAGCCCAACCACAAAUUUUAAGAACGAUCUGCAGUUGGAUAUGCUGGAAAAUGUGGAAGUUAUGGUGGCAGUAGAAGAGGAGUUUGCAGUUGAAAUUCCCGACGGCGAGGCUGACAAAAUCUCAUCUGCUGCUCAUCUCAUCGACUACAUUGCUGCCCAUCCACAAGCCAAAUAAAUUUUCGAAUUCCAUCUUUUGGCUGAAUCUAGACUCUCUGGGUUGCUUGUAAUGACGAUAUCGUCAAGACCAUUUUUCUGCAACCUUCAGUUGUUUUUUUUUUGGAUAUUUCAUAGGAUACUUUUAUACUCAUCUUUCGAGAAUAUUUUCUUCUCAUUGAUAAAAAUGCUUGAAAUGUCCAGUUUAAUAGCCCGCUAAUACCCCUUUUG